GGGGGCGUCCACGGCACCCCCGCCUGUUUGGCCUGCCGGAGACGCCGCAAGCGCUGCUUCCGCGACGCCAUGUGCUGCCCGGGCAAUUACUGCUAUAACGGAAUGUGUGUACCUCUGGAACAUGAUCAUUUUUAUCUUGGAGAGAUUGAAGAGAACAUUAUGGAGAAUUUUGAUCAUGGUGCCACAGACUUCCACCCUAAAAGGACAACAUCUUCCUCUCGGCUGCACCAUUUGAAAGGGCAAGAAGGUGCUGUGUGCCUCCGCUCCUCAGACUGCGCUGAAGGGCUGUGCUGUGCCCGUCACUUCUGGUCAAAGAUCUGCAAACCUGUCCUCAAGGAAGGCCAGGUGUGCACGAAACACCGCAAGAAAGGUGCUCACGGCUUAGAGAUCUUCCAGCGAUGUAACUGUGGGGAUGGAUUGACUUGUCGCCUUCAGAAAGAUCACACAAACAACAACUCAUCCAGGUUACAUACCUGCCAGAGACAUUAGCUGCUGAAGCCUUUUGCAAAACCUGAUGAACUUGAGAGACUGUAAUGAGGUGUGGGACAUUUUAUAUGCAAAUUCACCUCCAAGGACUAACCCAUUGCAGAGUUUACACCAAAGUACUCCAGCAACCUCCCGUCUCUGUAACUGGAGUAUGAGGCAUGUUUCUUUAGGGAACUAUUUUUUUUCAAAUGACUAAUUGCAGUAAAUUACUGUGUCUGUAAAUUCUCGGGUGUGGCACUUAAUUGUACACGAUACAGGAUUUUAAUUUUUCCUGGAGUGCUGCAUGAUCUUAGUCUAUUGUGACAUGUUGUACACACUGGUUUUAUUACCUUUUUGAAAUCAAAAUAAAAUUCCUUUUU
Molecule: messenger RNA, 845 nt
Organism: Pogona vitticeps (central bearded dragon)
Lineage: Eukaryota; Metazoa; Chordata; Lepidosauria; Squamata; Agamidae
Source: RefSeq, a predicted model, not a curated record